Anthonomus grandis grandis is the source of this 2387-nucleotide messenger RNA. RefSeq names its product growth arrest-specific protein 1-like. The coding region runs from base 255 to 974 and encodes 239 amino acids. The transcript has 3 exons. Gene Ontology annotation, biological process: regulation of cell cycle. The record is from RefSeq and is a predicted model, not a curated record. NCBI's taxonomy places the organism in Eukaryota, Metazoa, Arthropoda, Insecta, Coleoptera, Curculionidae.
GUUGCCCGUUGAGAGAGGAUAGGACGCGAUAGUCGGUUGUUUGUUGUUUAUCGUAUACAGCUGAUCGAAGUUAGUCGUCGAUAAAAAGUUUUUUUUCUUCGGUCCGGCUCGAAGGACCAACCGCGGUUGUACCGUUUUAGACUCGUUUUUUUUUCUCGGUUUAUUAUUUUGGUUGUGGUGUAAUAGUGAGUUUGGAUAGAUUAUAGUUGACGAGUUGUUCAGGUGCAUUUUUAGUGGAUAUAUAUUUAUAGUUUAUGGUUACAAUGUGGUCCACGAUCUUACCAAUGGCGGCGCUAGUGGCUGUAGGAGUAAGCAUGCCGUGUGAAGAAGCAAGAAUGAAAUGCGCCUACAGGGAGGGUUGCGGAAAGGCUCUACAGCAUUACCUGAUUGGCUGUUCGGGAGUACUACCAGGACCUGAGGGUUUAGCUUACUGUCCAGGAAUAUGCGCUUUUUCUUUGGUUGCAUUGAUCUCGACGGAGGAAGGAAAAGCUCUUAUGGAUUGUGAGUGCGGAGGAGACGCCUACUGCGAAGAAGAAAAGCAACGUACCGAAAUCUGCAAACCACAAGUUCUAAGGACCAUUAAUGAGCCUAUAGUUCCAUGCACGGUAGCGGAAAGCAUAUGUCACGCAGAUUCCGAAUGCUCGACAGCGUUUGGAUAUUACCAGAGAUACUGUAAAGCCAUGUUCCAUGGAAAAAAAUGCACACCAAAGUGCCAUAAUUCCAUUAAUAUCCUGCGUAGGCAAAACAAAGCCCAAAAGCUCAAAGAAUGUAAAUGUGACGGUACUGAAGAUUACAAUUGUAGAGGAAUCCAGAGAAAUAUGGAGAAAUUAUGCUUCCACAAUCACCAUCACUAUAACGUAACGAAAUCGAAGGCCGAGGAUACUCCAGAAGUGAUAAUGUCUUCGUUUGGAGUGAGAGUGACAGUAUCGAGUAUUAUGUUUUUAGUGACUUACCUCGGACUUUUGAUACGAUAGUUGAUGGAUUAAGUAUUGUAGGAUAGUACAGGUAUCUACCUCCAUAAUUGUUCAGUAUUUUUGUUGUUUAUUUUCCUGAGACUGUGAUAUUAUCUGAUACUUUUUUAUAGAAAGUUUGAUUCCUGUGGACUUAUAGUAUGUAUUGGGAUUAAUGUAGUUAUGAGGCUCAUUAUUUAUUAGGUUUUUAGUAAUUCAAUUUUUUAUCACUCUGGCAAUUUAACUAUUGUAAUUUUGUUCAAAUGGAGAAUAAUUUAGACUGAAAUAAAGUGUAUAAUAACAUGGCAUUGGCUAUUUGGUAAAUUAAAUAUGCUUUGGUAGCAUUAUAGUGAAAACUAGGACUGAAAGUGCUUCAUUUAAAUAUCAGGAGUAGAUCCCAAAUAAACUAUUCCUAAAUAAAGUUACAAGAACUUUGAUGACUUAUAUGUUAAAAUUUGUUUUUCACUUCCGUAUCUUACUUUUCAAGAUCGCUCUUCUAAUUACAAAAGCUCUAAAAAAUAUUUUCAAAAUUAAUUUCUCAAUAGUUAGCACAUUGUCAGGUUAGACUAACUAAUAUAACUUGCAUAUAAAAUUUUACCUCUGGUAGUUGCCAAUUUCGAUUAUUGUAAGUUCUAGUACUAAUUAUUAAGUACAGAAAAAAACAUAAAAAGUUAAUAGUUUGGUUGUCAGUUAGAAUAUUUUAUACAUAAUUCUCACUUUGAACUAAAAGUUAAAUGAACUAAUCGUAACUGAUAAUUGCAAGUUCUAAGUGACAUUAUAAAUAAUAGGUGUUCUAAUUGAUAACUACUGAUAUUUUACUUCAUUUAAUAAAAUCAAAGUUAUUAGUGACAGAUCGUACUUUAAGUUAUAAUAUAUGAAUCCAUCAAAUUUCCUAAAAUUUUCCAGCCAUAAUGAACUAAACAAAUAGCUAUUUCAAAAGAACUUCAUAUUUAAAAAAAAAGCACUUAAUUAAUUAUCUAUAACAAAUAUUACCAACCAAUGUAAAUUCAAAACCAAAGAAGAGCUUGCCGCUGUAUAAUAAAGCUUUAAGUUAUUUGAAAAGUAGACAGAUGCUAAAUAUGCAGGCUUGCACUUCUAAAUAUACAGGGUGUUACAGUUUAAAGUACAAAUAAAAUUUUAUCUACUUAUUACGCUCCCUGUAUUGUAAUGUUGUAAAUGAUAAAUAUUUAUGUUUAGUUUAUGUAGUUAUUAGUUUCUAGAUAAUUUGUUGACCUCCUAAUAAACCGAUUUUCGAAAACUUUAUUAUAAUUUAAAACAUUGUAGAUAAGAAAUUAUUGAUAUUUCGUUUUAGAAACCAAGAAUUUUGUAAAUUUUGUAAAUUAUUAAUUGUGUGAUUAUAGGGGUGUGUUUAUUUUAUUAGUAAAUUGUAUGAAAAGUUUAAGGAUAUUUUUAUAGAAAAUUGAAAAUCAAAAAAAA